Anopheles moucheti is the source of this 2582-nucleotide messenger RNA. Its product is annotated as chitinase domain-containing protein 1. NCBI's taxonomy places the organism in Eukaryota, Metazoa, Arthropoda, Insecta, Diptera, Culicidae. The record is from RefSeq and is a predicted model, not a curated record. Bases 253 to 1449 code for a protein of 398 amino acids. Gene Ontology annotation, cellular component: extracellular region. Gene Ontology annotation, molecular function: oligosaccharide binding; chitin binding. Gene Ontology annotation, biological process: carbohydrate metabolic process. The transcript is spliced from 4 exons.
GUACAAAAAUGGAAGGGAAAUUAAUAAAAUCAAUGCUCUGAAUAAGUAUUCUUCCGCAGUCAGUAAAUCGCUGAAGAUUUUUCUGCGUCGUUCUGCCAAAAGUGUGCUAAUUAUCAGCAUUGUUUGUGGAAAAUUACAACGUGUCUCUGUGCUUCAUGCUGGUGUGGAUUUGAGACAAAAACUGGGUAGAAAAUUCCGUCCGAAUCGUUCUGUUUGUUGCUAUUUUUCUUAUCAAAUAUUGGUGCAUUAAACAUGCUACUCCAAAAAUCAGUGCAGUUCAUUUUCAUUAUCGUGCUGAUACACCGCGAGGCCUUCGGUACCCUUUCUCCGUCCGAUAAGAACAAAAACAAGAAAGUAAAGGAACUGAAAGUAAAGGUUGGCCCACAACCGACAAAUGUGUACGACAGAGACCUGGUACAGGGGGAACCGUCUGCAAAGGACAUUAUUGUGGAAAAUGCGGCAUACUUUCAGGAUACUUCGCUGAAACUUUUCGAGGGCAAGGUGCUCGGGUUUGUUACGCCGUGGAACAACCAUGGGUACGACGUGGCUAAAACUUGGGGACCAAAGUUUGAUUACGUGUCUCCGGUGUGGCUUCAAAUCUUACGGAAGGGCCCUAAAAAGUACGAAGUGGCCGGUGUGCACGAUAUCGACGAUGGGUGGGUGAAGGAUGUGAAGAAAGCGGGUUCAUCCAUCAACAACCGAGUUGUGCCACGUGUCCUUUUUGACAAAUUCACCGAUCGGGAUUUUUCUCAGCUGCUGACUUAUCCGGAGGAGCGUACCAUUGUCGCUAAGCUACUGUUAGCAACUGCCCGCAAACAUAAGUUUGAUGGCAUCGUGCUCGAAGUCUGGUCACAGUUGUCCGCCCGUGUUGAGGAUAACUAUCUAAUCGGACUGGUAGAAGAAAUUUGUAACACACUGACUACCGCAUCAUAUGACUGCAUUCUUGUGAUACCACCGGCACGCAAAGAAACGUAUGAUCUCUUCUCGCGCAAGCAUUUUGAAACACUCGUUCCAUCGGUAACGGCCUUCUCGCUGAUGACGUACGACUAUUCGAGCGUACAGCGACCGGGAGCGAAUGCACCACUUUACUGGGUGCGAAAUGCGGUCCAGCAUAUCUGUCCGGAUGGUACGGAUGGUAUGAGGGAGAAGCGAGCCAAAAUUCUGGUUGGUCUGAACAUGUACGGUAGCGAUUUUACACCGAACGGUGGUCAACCGAUAGUGGCGCACGAGUAUUUGGCCCUGUUGAAACACCUGAAGGGUCAUUUGACGUACGAUGAGCAUGAUGUGGAGAACUUUUUUGAAGUGAAGACCUCCAAUGGGCGCCAUAUGGUAUUCUAUCCCACACUAUUCUCCAUUGACGAAAGGCUCAAGCUGGCCCGAGAGCUUGGGACCGGCAUUUCCAUAUGGGAGCUUGGACAAGGAUUGGAUUAUUUCUAUGACCUUUUCUAAAUACAUACAGACACAAUUUACAAUUUAGCUAAUUACAAAUGCUUCAUGCUGCCCCAUCACUUGAAAACACGAUGUGUGCCUCUGCAUUUCGGAUAUUAAUCAGCCUUAAAAAGCACACAGUCUCUGGUGAGCGGCUAGAUUGGACGAAACAAUUUCGUUAUUCUCUCUUACCACUAGUAGUGUACGGCCUAAAGUAAUGUUCGGUUCGUUUCUGUUUUUAUGAUACAUUAUUCAAUCGAUAUCUUAAACGAAAUAAGAAGAAUAAUGUCGAAAGACUUCGCCGGUUCUUAUUUUGGUGUUCUUAUGUGAUACGCUUAUUAAAAAAACAGAUGACGAUUAGAAAUGAGGGAAUUAGGUUAAAAUGAUGAAAAACACACCGACAUUUGAAGCCCGUCGUACUCUAUCCAGCCGUCGCCUUGCCCCGUCCACGGAAGCCCAUCAUCGUUUCCGGACCCUUCAUCACGCGGUACAUCAGCUCCCAGCAUGUUUUCGCUGGCAGCAAACACUUGAGUGGCAGGAACAUGCGCACGUGGUCCGGUAGCGUACAGUUUACUUCGUUCUUCAGUAUCGACCGUACCAUGCUGUCGGCGACGUGCUUCGGUUCAAGCAUGGGCAACAGGCGUGGUUUGCAUCCAGCAAACAUGCCCGUGUUGAUGUAGUACGGACACACCAGCGUCAUAUAGAUGUUAUCAUAACCGUGCGUCUACAAUGGGAUAAAGGACAACAUUUUAGAACUGUAUAUGUAGAGCGGUUUGUUAUUACGUACCUUCAAUUCCGUAAAGAGUGCCUCGUGAAAACCAACGCAAGCAAACUUCGUCGCACUAUAAUCGGUACAACCGUACGUACCGAGCAGACCGGCCACCGAUCCAACCGUUACGAUGUGGCCACUGUUCGCAUUCAUCAUUUCUGGUAGAAAGGCGCGCGUAGUCUGAGAAGAAUCAAGAACAAUUAGUGGUUAAGUUCGGUAGUUUUUAAGUUACAAGCAUCCUCAAUAUAGCUCCUCAAAAACAUACCCAGUAGUGCGACAGAAUGUUGACGGCGUACGUACUCUCGAUAGCUUUAUCGGUCAGAUCCCACAGUGUUCGGCAGGCGACGAUACCAGCGUUAUUGAUCAACACCUCCACAUUGCCAAC